Molecule: messenger RNA, 1066 nt
Organism: Daktulosphaira vitifoliae (grape phylloxera)
Lineage: Eukaryota; Metazoa; Arthropoda; Insecta; Hemiptera; Phylloxeridae
Exons: 2
Coding region: 2-1066 (354 amino acids)
Source: RefSeq, a predicted model, not a curated record
AAUGAGCGACUUUUAUACUACGUUUAAGGACCUUCGAGAACACGAGUAUAAGUUUUUUAUUUAUUUUCGAAUGUCCAUAAAAUCUUUUGAUGAAUUACACGACCGGCUAAAAAAAACAUUGCAGCGUCAGAAUACUUUCAUGAGAGACUGCAUCGAACCUUUACAAAUGUUAGCUGUAACCCUGAGGUAUCUAGCAAGUGGGUGUACUUUCACAGAUUUACAUCUCAGUUAUAGACUUGGCAUUUCAACCAUCAGCAACAUCGUUAAAAAAGUAUGUAUUAGUAUCUGGGAAGUAAUGUUACGGGAAUGUAUACCUCUUCCUACUAAAGAAAAAUGGGAAUUGAUUGCUGAAGAAUUUGAGAAACGAGCUAAUUUUCCACACUGUUUAGGGGCAGUCGAUGGAGAGCAUAUCAGAAUUAUUAAUCCUUUGGGUUCAAUGUAUCAUAAUUACAAAGGUUAUUCUUCUGUAGUUUUAAUGGCUGUAGCUGAUGAUAAUUAUCGCUUUAUAUACGUCGACAUUGGGAGUUACGGAAAAGAUUGUGACUCAUCUGUAUUUAAAAGGUCAUCAUUGUGGACAUCAGUUAUAAACGGUAAUCUAGAAAUACCAACUGAAACUAAUGUUACCGGAAUAGAAAAUCACAUGUUACAAUAUUAUUUCCUUGGAGACGAAGCAUUUGCGCUCCAUAAACAUUUACUUCGUCCUUUUGGUGGAUCGCAACUUUCAGAAAAAAAAAGGAUAUUUAAUUAUCGCCUAAGUAGGGUUCGAAGAUUUGUGGAAUGCACAUUCGGCAUUUUGAGCAACAAAUGGAGAAUAUUUCACAGACCAAUAAACUUAGAACCCGACUUUGCAGUGACAAUUGUCAAAGCUUGUGUCAUUCUACAUAAUUUUGUUCGAGACAGAAACGGAUACCAAGUGGAAGACACCGAAGUAAUAAUAGGUCUGGAAGAAGUACAGAGAGAACAUGAGACACGAGGAGGAUUACCAGCUAAUAACAUCCGAAAUGUUCUAAGUGAUUAUUUUGCAUCAAAUGCAGGGGCUUUAGAGUGGCAAAUGUUAAAAAUAUAG